AUUUUCCCUUAAAUUCCUAGAUCUCUAUUCUCUCCUCUUCCCGUGAAAACACGACGCAACGACUACAGACAGCACCAUCAGCACCGCCGGUAAUCAGCAGUAACAAACCAGCGGCACCAUACAUUACACCGCUUAACACAAUUCCCAAUCAUGUCUUGGUGCACUAUUGAGUCUGAUCCUGGUGUAUUUACAGAACUUAUACAACAAAUGCAAGUAAAAGGCGUGCAGGUUGAAGAAUUGUAUUCAUUGGAUAUUGAUUCCCUUAACAAUCUUCGGCCUGUAUAUGGAUUGAUUUUCCUUUUCAAAUGGCGUCCAGGGGAAAAAGAUGACCGAGUUGUAAUUAAGGAUCCUAACCCUAACUUGUUUUUUGCUAGCCAGGUCAUUAAUAAUGCUUGUGCAACACAGGCGAUCUUAUCUAUCCUUAUGAACUGUCCAGAUGUUGACAUUGGUCCUGAGUUGUCAAAGUUAAAAGAGUUUACAAAGAACUUUCCACCCGAACUUAAAGGUUUGGCUAUCAAUAACAGUGAUGCUAUACGUGCAGCCCAUAAUAGUUUUGCAAGGCCUGAGCCUUUUGUUCCCGAAGAGCAAAAGACUGCUGGCAAAGAUGAUGAUGUGUACCAUUUUAUUAGUUAUAUACCUGUGGAUGGGGUACUGUAUGAAUUAGAUGGACUGAAGGAGGGACCCAUUAGCCUUGGUCAGUGCCCUGGUGGGCAAGGUGACGUGGAUUGGUUGCAGAUGGUGCAGCCAGUGAUACAAGAACGCAUUGAGAGGUAUUCUAAAAGUGAGAUAAGAUUCAAUCUCAUGGCGGUAAUAAAAAACAAGAAAGAAAUGUAUACAGCUGAACUCAAGGAACUUCAAAAGAAGAGGGAACGCAUCCUUCAGCAGCUGGCUUCCUUGCAGUCAGAGAGACUAGUAGAUAAAAGCAACUUUGAAGCACUUAAUCAAUCACUUUCAGAAGUGAAUGCUGGAAUUGAAGGUGCUACUGAGAAGAUUUUGAUGGAAGAAGAAAAAUUCAAGAAGUGGAGAACUGAAAAUAUAAGAAGGAAGCACAAUUAUAUACCUUUUUUAUUUAACUUCCUCAAAAUUCUUGCUGAAAAGAAGCAAUUGAAGCCCCUUAUUGAGAAGGCAAAGCAGAAAACAAGCAGCCCUAGUUGAUGGCGAUGAAUUGUUAUACUGGCUUAUAGAACCUUUAUGAUCUUAUGGACUCUUUCGAUUAAUAACUUUGUUGUUAGGACCUGUAUUUUUUUCUUGGUUAUAAGCUGAUAUUGCCACAUGAAUGAGCUGUCAUAAAAUAAUAUAGACAUAUGAUUUAUUUU
Molecule: messenger RNA, 1316 nt
Organism: Mangifera indica (mango)
Lineage: Eukaryota; Viridiplantae; Streptophyta; Magnoliopsida; Sapindales; Anacardiaceae
Product: ubiquitin carboxyl-terminal hydrolase 2-like
Exons: 6
Coding region: 151-1155 (334 amino acids)
Biological process (GO): protein deubiquitination; ubiquitin-dependent protein catabolic process
Cellular component (GO): cytoplasm
Molecular function (GO): cysteine-type deubiquitinase activity
Source: RefSeq, a predicted model, not a curated record